Linum trigynum is the source of this 5850-nucleotide messenger RNA. NCBI's taxonomy places the organism in Eukaryota, Viridiplantae, Streptophyta, Magnoliopsida, Malpighiales, Linaceae. The record is from the annotation of a GenBank genome assembly.
AUCGACCCAUUUAAAUACUAAACAUACUUAAUUGGAUUGAUUCGAUUAUUUAUUAAAUAAAUAUUCAGAUAAGACAAACAUAUAUUACAAGAAUAUUAUUUAAUUGCGAAAUAUUAUUGAUCCUUUUUCUUGGCACCUCUUCAUGUUCCUUUACUUUCAAGAUUUCAUCAGCAAAUGAAUAAUGGUUCAUGCAUUUAUCUCUAAAAAAUCAAUCGAUUUCACAUACUUAAUUGCUUCAUUAAAAAUAUUCAAAUAAGUCGAACAUAAUAAUCAUUCAAUUGCGUGAAUAAAUAUUAUUGAUUCGAGUUCCAAGCACAUAUCCCAAUUUUUUCUUCAACUUCAAGAUUCAUUUUCAACCAUUAAAAAUUAAAAAAAAAGUGGGUCACCCUCUUCAACCAACCACCACCACCAAAUCCAACGGUGGCAAGACCUUCCACCUGCUAAAGACAUUUCAUAACCCAAGGUUGUUUUCGUCAUUACAGCUGUCUUUGUUUUCAUUUUUCAAAAUAAUAAUCAUAAUAAAAUAAUAAGAAGUUAAUUUUCUUUUCAAGAAAUGAUGACCGCAUUUCAUCUCUGUGAAAAGCUCACUUCCCCCAUUUCCCCAACUCCGUUUCGUCAGCCUUCCGCCAUGGUGAAAAAAUCUCUCUGGUUCCUUUCUUUCUUCUGCGAGCAAACAAGGAAAACGAGCACCUUCUAAAGAACCCAUUUCAUUUCUUUCCCUUUUCUCGCGAAUUGAAUUCUGUAACAAAAUCUCAUCGGUUACGAAAUGGGCGAGAUCGUCCCGUUUCAAGACCUCAACCUCACUCCGGUCCCGGCCGUCGGCAACGGCAAGGCCAGCGCCUCCGCCGGCACUGCGGCCUCAACUACCGGCAUACUGAAGGUUCCCAAAAUCGAGCCCAAACUCGAGCCGCUGGACGAGGGCCCAAUUGAUGCCCAGCCGCUCCAAGAACAAGACGACGCUUACUUCCAGGACCCGGCUCCUCUCAACUUCUAUUCCGAUCCCCAAAAUACCUCUCUCCCCCAGUCCGCCAUCGUCUCCGCCGAACAAGACAAUGUGUAUUCGGAGUACAACCGAAUCUCGGAGAUCUUCCGGGCAGCUUUCGCCAAACGCCUGGAGGAGCAGCAGCAGCAGCAGCAGUUUGGCGACGAUGUCACGGCGUUGGACCCGGACGCUGGUGCGAUUGUACCCGUUAACACCGAGAACGAGGUUGCCCCGAUCCUGGUGCCUCGGGCGCAGCGGAAGUACGCGAAACGCUCGUCGGAGCUCGUCCGGGUAACGGACCUUCAGAUUGAGGAUAAGCGGUACUUCAGGGAGAUGGUUCGCAGCACUCGGUUGUUGUUCGACUCGUUCCGUGUAUUCGCCGUCGCGGAGGAGCAGAAGCGCCUCAGCGCUAUGGGUCCCUACUUCAGAAAGCCUCGUGGGGAUCUACUGGCGGCCUCGGUGAUGAGGGACCGUGGGCUUUGGAUUAAUCGUGAUAAGCGAAUCGUGGGUUCUAUUCCUGGGAUUGAAAUUGGGGAUGUCUUCUUCUUCAGGAUGGAAUUGUGCGUGCUUGGGAUGCAUGGCCAAGCUCAAGCAGGAAUUGACUACCUACCUGGGAGCCAGAGUUCAAAUGGGCAGCCAAUCGCCACCAGUAUAAUUGUUUCUGGGGGCUAUGAGGACGACGAGGACGCUGGAGACGAGAUAACCUAUACUGGGCAUGGAGGGCAGGACAAGUUUGGGAAGCAUUGUGUUAAUCAGAAGCUUGAAGGAGGGAACUUGGCCAUGGAGCGUAGCAUGCAUUAUGGAAUUGAGGUCAGAGUUAUCAGGGGGUUUAAAUAUGAAGGGAGUAUUAGUAGCAAGAUUUAUGUCUAUGAUGGUUUAUACAAGAUUCACCACUACUGGUUUGAUAUCGGAAAAUCGGGAUUUGGUGUCUAUAAGUUCAAGCUGUCUAGGAUAGAAGGACAGGAGGAAAUGGGUAGUGCAAUUCUGAAGUUUGCAGGGAGUUUGCGGGCUAGGCCGUUGAGCGUGAGGCCAACUGGGUAUAUACAUCUUGAUAUCUCGAAUAGAAAAGAAAUUGUCCCUGUCAUGGUGUUUAAUGAUAUUGAUAAUUUUGGAGAUCCUUUGUACCAUGAAUACCUUACAAAGACAGUCUUUCCUCCUCACUUGUGUAACAGUGGAGGUAGCGGAACUGGUUGCGAAUGUGUUUCGGGCUGUGUGGAUGGUUGUUUUUGUGCAAUGAAGAAUGGUGGUGAAUUUGCUUACGACCAGAAUGGAUUUCUGGUGAGGGGAAAGCCCUUGAUAUUUGAAUGCGGACCCUUUUGCAAAUGCCCACCUAGCUGCCGCAAUCGUGUAAGCCAGAGAGGCUUGAGAAAUAGAAUGGAAGUGUUCAGAUCCAGGCAAACAGGCUGGGGAGUUAGGUCAUUGGAUUUGAUACAUGCCGGUUCUUUUGUAUGUGAGUACACAGGUGUUGUACUCACGAGAGAGCAAGCUGAGAUUUUUGCAAUGAGUGGUGAUACAUUGAUCUAUCCAAGUCGGUUUUCAAAUAGAUGGACAGAAUGGGGAGAUUUAUCUCGUAUAUAUCCCGACUAUGUUUGUCCAACAUACCCUGCUCUCCCGCCUUUGGAUUUUGCAAUGGAUGUGUCUAGAAUGAGAAAUGUUGCUUGCUACAUGAGCCACAGCACAACUCCAAAUGUAAUGGUGCAGUUUGUGUUGUAUGAUCAUAAUAAUCUGAUGUUCCCCCACCUUAUGAUUUUCGCAACUGAGAACAUUCCUCCUUUACGGGAGAUAAGUCUUGACUACGGGGUUGCAGAUGAAGUAACGGGGAAACUUGCAAUUUGCAAUUGAAGCUUGGAACUGACGUUCUGUGUGUUGAAGCAGCUAGUUAUGAAGACUGAAUAAUUCAGGUACACCAGUUGUACAAUUGAUUUCACCUUUAUGCCCAUUCUCAUCCUGUAACAAUUUGAGAAUCGUAAGCCUGCUUUGUUGUUGUUGUGGUUCUUGUUCAAAGAGUGCAGUCUUUAUCUCUCUGCCCUCCAUAUCACCAUAAGAAAAAUUGGAUUUUAGAUAGUGCUUUCUCAAGAUUGAGGAGUCAUUUUGUACGUUCGCCUAGAACCGUUGUCUUGUUAGUAGUUAUUGAUUUUCAGCUUCUCUCUUUUAUGGAAUUUUGUCAAGUUGUUUUGUCCAUUCAAACUCAAAGAAGUGAAUUAUUGUAUAUUUAAUUGGCCUUUCUUUUUUUUGAAUGUUGGAUUCUUCCAGAUUCUAUUUCUCCUGCUUUGCACACAUCAGCAAAGAGAAAUUUUCUUCUUUAACAUCUCGUGUCAUGAUGCUGUGGCCUCCCUUCAUGUUAACAUUGGUAGUCACCAUAGUGGUUAUCUGCAUAUUCAUUGGUAUUUAUGAUGUUUCAGUGCAAAAACCGGUGCUCCGUUGUUGAUCAGUUUGUUCCAUUUGUCUCUAUUGCCUAAUGCCUCCAAUUUUUAUCUUAAUAUGAAGCCUGGCUCUUAGUACAUGUUUAGUGUCUUUAAAAUCUGAGUGAAAGUCAAUGGACUUUCUCAAUUUCGUCUCAUGUCAUUGGUUGGCAAGCUGUGCUGCACGUUUACAUGCAUUGCAUUCUAUUGAGUGUUAUAAGCUGUAUCAUUUGAAGCCCUUGUCGUGGCUUUGACGGUGGUGCUUCCUUUUCUAUAGCAGUUGCUUAGUUUCAGGAUGCUCUUUUAGGCUUAGUGAUGAACUAUGUACUUAGCAGAAGCAGAAGAGUAGUAGGCUUGCAAGAGUGUAUUUUUCACAUGUUCAACUUACCACUUUGGCAUGCUUUCAUGGAUAUGCCCAUUGGCCGCAUUCAGUUAGUGAUGGUUUGAAAUAAACGACGAGAUCCCCUAAAGUGUUAGUUUACUCUUUUUACCUCUUUGUUGACUGAAUAUGUUAACUUUCAAAUUGAUAUGUAGUUACUCUAUUCAAGUAAUAAAGUUAAAAGCAUGGGAUAGUUAACUUCCAUAACUUUUACAAAUGCUAUGAAUUUGUUUAUAGUAGUUGUGCGAAGAUGAUUGUAGAGGCAAUCCAUAUUACAGAUAAGGAAGAACAGCCCGUCAGAUGUUCACCUACUUAACUUCGAUUAGUUAUUGUUUGGGUCUUUUUUGAACAUUUUAGGCGAAGGAUUGGAUUGUACAAUCAGUAUAUGUGCCCGGAAGUGAGUUAUCUCCAUGGUUUGUGAAGGGGAUAGAAUCAAUAAAAGGUGCAAUUCUAUUUCGCAAAGUAGAAGUUUAGUUCCUAAACUAGGACUUCUUACUUGUCUCUUAUAAGCCCACUGCUUUCAGUAUAAUUUUACAACCUUCCGUCGAACUUGAUUCUGGUUUUGUUCGGCCUCUAUUCUAGUCUUAGCUUGAGCUGGCAUACUAGCCAACUUAAGUUUCUGUUUCAAUGUAGUCAUACUUGGUUGCUGAUAACAUUUUCAGAUAUGAUGUGAUGAGCACAGGCUUCUGAUUAGAGGGAAAAGUGUAGUUGGCACUUGAAACUAAGGUCCUGCGUAAAGGUCAAGCCUGAUGAAACUUCACAAUAUCUGUUGUGCAUACAAUUUAUAAGAGUUUUUCAGUCAUGCUCUUGGAAUUCUACUUUAUCCUGGUUUCUAAAGUAAGAGCUGCAUGUUUCCAUAGGGAGCAUCGACUAUAUUACCUGCUCACGUUGUAUUGCUGCUAGUAUUCAGAAGUGAUACAUUCUUGUGCUUUUACUUGAUUUCAUUCCUGUGCUAAUUCCUGUAGAUGUCGAUUCUCAGUUCAGCAUCUCUUUUGCAGGUGGGGAACUGCCCGAGUUACUGGUUGGACUGCUGUUUCUUGUACCAGAACCUGAGUUUUUCUGGUCUUCAAUCAUUUUGCUUUGAAUGCUGCUACUUCCCUUACAUCCACUCGGAUAUAUCAUAGCUAAGUGGUUCUGGAUUAUCUUAACCAAAGGCAGGGUUUCAUCCCCUGUAAUUUUUGUUCAAAACGGGUAAAAAGUUCUAAUGUUUGUCAAGCAAUUCGGGUGCCUGAGACAGGAUUCUUGAAAACUGACAUUGUGCCUGCCUUCUGCUAAUGUUGGAUGAAGUCAGAAGACAUGCCGCUGCUGAUGGAACUGCACUAGUUAGAAGCUUGUCACAAGGAUCUUGUAUACUUGUAGCGCGGCAAAUGUAUGAACAAAUUCUGUACCAGAAGCCUUGUAUAUAUAUGAUGGAAGUUCUUUUUGUAGUUGGGGAAGCAAGCUUUAUACAUCAUGCAUAUACAAAGACAAACAACCUUGUUGGCCGUUUUCUGGUCCUGAAAACUUCACUGUUGUGUGAUCAAUGGUCUCGGGCGUUCAUUUUAAGGACAUGUAAAGUUUGAACUUAGUAAAAUUCUUAUCCAUGGCAUUACGAGAGUUUUACUUCUUUUCAAUCACUGGAUUGGUAAAAGCCAUACAUAUAGUUUCAAGACAAGUUUGAUACUGUUGAUAUACUCUUUGAGAUCCAUCUACAAGACAACAAUAAGUGGUGAUACUAUAUCGGCAUUUACAUGUAUAGCUUCUUCAGAGCAGCUUCAAGGGAUGGGUAUGUUGCGUCGAUUGAGAUUGAGGAGGUUGCAGCUUUGUAAACUGAGUGUAAGUCUAAGCUUGAGAGGUCCCAGUACCAUUUUUCUCCAUUUCGCGUUUGAGAUUGAGGAGGUUGCAGCUUUGUAAACUGAGUGUAAGUCUAAGCUUGAGAGGUCCCAGUACCAUUUUUCUCCAUUUCGCGUUGUCUUGCGCGCUCCAUCUUCCUCUUUCGCCAUUCUUCUAGAGCUGGAGAAACUUGCAAAGUGUUAGCAACGCUCAACAAGAUCCAAAGCAGGUAGGUUUAAGAAACAAGAGAAGAGAUAUAAAUCCAGAAUUUGGGG